CCACCAGCAACCAAGGCCUGGGGUAACAUGCGAUCACGUGAUUGAUAGGCACGUGACACGUCCUUAUAAACACACCGUUCCCACAACCUUCUCCGCCAAAAUGUCCUACGAAGACAAAUUCGACGCAAGCUUGAGCUUGUUGCGGAGAUUGCACCCCAAGCAGAUCACCGCCAACCUCGACAACAUAUGCACCUUGAUCCAGCAGAACAACGGCGAGGAUGAAUUGGUCCAGGACCUCUUAUCGUCAGUGGAUACUCCUUUGAAGGUGGUCAAAUGUCAAGACACAGGCAAGCCGUUUUUGUGCUGUGAUUACAACCGUGAUGGUGACUCGUACAGGUCGCCAUGUUCCAACAAGUACUUUCCUGUCCAAGCAGAUGACGACGAAUUGCCUCCAUUUCCUUCCAACACCAUCCGGCAAUUGGAAAUCAAGGCCAACGACGCAUUUGACGUCUACAGAGACUUGUACUACGAAGGCAGCGGCAUCUCGUCAGUAUACUUGUGGGACACUGAAGACGACGAGACCUUGGACGGAUUUGCAGGCGUGGUGUUGAUCAAGAAGGACACUGAGGAUGGGUCUGGAAAGUGGAACUCCAUCCAUGUGUUUGAGGUGAUUCCCGAGUCUGCAUCUACUGCAUUGUACAAGUUAACCACCUCAGUGAUCCUUGACUUGAAAAACAACGAUGACAGCUCGUUGUCGUUGGCUGGAAGCUUGACCAGACAGCUCGAAACCAUCCAGACCUUGGAGGUUGACGGAGGCUCCAACUUGGAGACCUCCCACUUGAUCAACUUAGGCACGUUGGUGGAAAAGUCCGAGUACAACAUCCGUAACUUGCUCCAGGAGGUCUACUUCGACAAGUUGAAGGACAUCAUGCUCAAGGACUUGAGGUCUGUGGGCGAUCUCGGCGACCAGAAGCUCGAGAACUUGAAGCAGUCGGAGCUCAUUAAGGGUCUACAGGGAUUAUAGUUGUACUGUCGUCGAUUGUAUAGAGGAGUUUGAAAUUCCAUGAUUUACCAGGAAGAGUCUGGAUGGAUGUAGGCGUAGUAGAAUUUCAAUCGGGUGAUGCUAAGGAGUGGAUAGUUCAUGCUGAUGGAUUUCCGGCGUCAUUUCUUGAGAAGUCCAUGAAAUGUCAUUGCCUAAAUGUCCUGUGAAAUGAGAGUCAUUACUUAAAUAAAGUUGCUUGAAUUGGGAGUCAUUGCUUGGUAAUUGUCCGUGAACUCUGAGAUUCGAAUAGAUAAUGCAGAAGUAUUGA
Messenger RNA from Suhomyces tanzawaensis NRRL Y-17324, 1250 nucleotides. Its product is annotated as F-actin-capping protein subunit beta. NCBI's taxonomy places the organism in Eukaryota, Fungi, Ascomycota, Pichiomycetes, Serinales, Debaryomycetaceae. Gene Ontology annotation, biological process: barbed-end actin filament capping; cell morphogenesis; actin cytoskeleton organization. Gene Ontology annotation, cellular component: actin cortical patch; F-actin capping protein complex; cytoplasm. The coding region runs from base 101 to 964 and encodes 287 amino acids. Gene Ontology annotation, molecular function: actin filament binding. The record is from RefSeq and is a predicted model, not a curated record. The transcript has a single exon.